Messenger RNA from Aplysia californica (California sea hare), 2793 nucleotides. Its product is annotated as 3-ketoacyl-CoA thiolase B, peroxisomal. Lineage: Eukaryota; Metazoa; Mollusca; Gastropoda; Aplysiida; Aplysiidae. Bases 233 to 1513 code for a protein of 426 amino acids. Gene Ontology annotation, molecular function: acetyl-CoA C-acyltransferase activity. The record is from RefSeq and is a predicted model, not a curated record. Gene Ontology annotation, cellular component: peroxisome. Gene Ontology annotation, biological process: fatty acid beta-oxidation; phenylacetate catabolic process. The transcript has 12 exons.
ACUCCUGUCUGUCUGUAGUUCAAAGGUUUGCAUCAAUGGCAGAGAAGGCCAGAAGCUUCGAAAACUGAGUCUUGAGACUGAGUUCUUGACAUAGAGUGAGGUUUGCAACAGUUCGUUGGCCUAGCCUAAGUCUAAUCUAGUGUUAGUGUUAGUUAUCUUUCGAACUCAUUUUAUUCUCAUUCAAAUUACCUAAUCUAGAUUCUAGAAUCUAUAAGAAUCCGUUAGACUUGUCAUGGCAGAUCGGCUGAACACUGUGUUUGGGCACUUGAGAAAUCAGACAGUGAAGUCUGAACUUGAGGUACGAAACACGGCAGCUCUUCCCAACUGGCUCAACAAACCUGAUGACAUCGUGAUUGUUGCUGCAAGACGAACCCCUAUUGCAAAAGCUAAACGUGGGUCCUUCAAGGACACUUUGAACGAUGACCUGUUGGCAGCUGUAUUUAAAGCUGUAAUUAGUGACAGCAAAAUCAACCCAGAAGAUAUUGGUGACAUUUGUGUUGGGUGUGUUCUUGAUAAACAGGCUGCCACUGUAGCUCGACUAGCGCAGUUCUACAGUGGAAUCCCUGAAGAUGUGCCUGUUUAUUCUACAAACCGACAGUGCAGCUCUGGUUUGCAGGCUGUCAUGAAUGUUGCGGGAAACAUCAGGAAUGGUGCUUAUUCUAUUGGACUGGCAGGAGGGGUGGAGUCCAUGACUCGACAGUACGGGUCAUCAGCUGCAGGCUUUGAAGUGAACCCUAGAGUAGGAGACCUGCAAGUUACUCAAGACGUCCUUCUGCCUAUGGGGAUCACAUCCGAGAAUGUGGCCGCAAAAUAUGGAGUCACACGCAAAGAGCAAGAUGAAUUUGCUUUGCUUUCCCAGCAGAAGGCAAUGCAAGCAGCCAAGCAAGGCUUGUUUGAUGCUGAAAUUAUCCCAGUAACGACAACAGUCACAGACAAGAAUGGUGAUGAAAGAACAGUAACUGUGUCAAAAGACGAAGGAAUCAGACCGACAACAAUUGAAGGCUUGACUAAACUGAAACCUGCCUUCAAGGAAAAUGGAACUACUACUGCUGGCAAUUCCAGCCAGGUGAGUGACGGGGCAGCAGCUGUGCUGGUGAUGACACGACAGGAAGCUGCCCGGCGAUCACUGCCCAUUCUUGGGGUAAUACGUUCCUAUGCUGUGAAGGGUUGCCCACCAGAUGUUAUGGGAAUUGGACCAGCUGUUGCCAUUCCUUUGGCCUUGGAGAAAGCUGGGCUCACCGUCAACGAUAUUGACAUUUAUGAAAUCAAUGAAGCAUUUGCAAGCCAAGCAGUGUACUGUGUGAAGAAGCUGGGAAUCCCCAUAGAGAGGGUAAACCCGAAAGGUGGCGCCAUUGCCUUGGGACACCCGCUUGGCUGCACAGGCGCCCGGCAGUUCAGCACACUUCUCCAUGAACUCAAACGAAGGGGGAAAAGAUCAUGUGGUGUCAUUUCAAUGUGUAUGGGAACUGGCAUGGGGGCGGCUGCUGUGCUCGAAUACCCAGGCCAAGCAUGAGGUCAUCCUUUGACUUACUGGAACACAAGGAGGCUGGAAGAAUGUGUUACAUCGUCUGCUGGCUGUGAGAAGUAGACCAGUCCUUCCAUUGUGUGAUCUGGGCAAAGAACAUUUUUAUACUUGUUGAUCAUAAUGAAGAAACAUUUUUUGUUGUUUCAAGAUUUAUAAAAGACAAGAGAAUAAUUAUUCAGUCAAAUUUGAAUUGAGUAUGCAAAAAAGUGGAGCUUUUUCUGAAUGUAAGGCCUACCACAAACAAUGUGUAAAUAUGAAUUUAUUUGUUUUUUGGUCUUAACUGAUUCAGCCCGCAAUUAAUUUUGACUCCAGACGCAAAUAAUUUGUGACCGCUUCGUAACCUCACGAGUGGUCUCACAAAAUAUUAAUAAAGAAAUAUCUAAAUUUGCUAGAACCCUAUGUGUGGCAUACAGAAAUGUUCAGAAUACAAAAUACUAAUCAAUGAAACCAGAAAAAUGGGUUGAAAUGUAAGCAUUUGGGAAUCAAGGCAAGGAGAAACUGAUACGAAGAAAAGGGAGCAACAGGAGACGAUCAGCCACUGUGAGCAGUGCUGCAGGCUGAAUCAGUUAAGAGUGUAUAUUAUAUCGGGAUUUACAAUGUCAUCCGUUGUGUUAUGCCUAUCGUUGAAACUAUUUAAGUCCGUUGUUGUGUUUCUACACGGGUGAUCAUGUUUGUCAGUUUGUCAGUUGUUUUUUUUAGCUUCAUUGAACAAGUCAAUCUAUUUUUUUCAAUGCAUAUUUCAAAUAAUAAGACUCCACAAGUUGAUAGAUGAUAUUUUUUUAUGGCUGUAUGACAUUCCAAUGCGUUGUUGUAUUGCAGCAACUUUGUCACGUUACACAAGGUUUUUUUAAAUUGAAGCUAAAACGGUCAAGAAAUAUUUGCAAUGCAAUAACCCAUCAAGAACUUCUUCCCUUGGUACUGCCUUUCGGUUCACCAAGUCUUAUAUGUACAUGUACAUGCAUAUUCAGGAUGCUUAAUACAGCAAGCAGUUUCUAGUUAUUUUAUUAAUAUAAUAUAUACUGCCAACUGCUUUUUCACGUUUUGCUUUCUACUGUAUGUUCCCAAUUUUGUACACAUGGGUAACGUAAUUGGCCAUUACGAAGCUAAGUUUGGGAAGAACAGAUUUUUUAGCUGUGUGUUGGAGUUUUAUAAUUUUUGUAACACAUAAGCAGACACUGCAAACUAUGUCACUUUGAUGACUCAUGAGGGCAUGUCCCCUAAUAAAGAUACUUGGAAUAAAUCUGUAGAAUGCUGCAGAAUUAUUGACA